AUGCCGGGCUGGCUCGUACACAUAGAAACAGAGAACGGUGGGCUCACGCCCGAUGAUAUAGAAAAGAUUAAGUCAGAGGUUGUUCGCUAUGGAAAAUUUAGGGAUGUCAGUUCAUCGAUGUAUGACCGACAAGCAGAUAAAAGAAAGAUGGUGAUCGAGUAUGAAAACCGAGUUGACGCCGAAGAUGCCCUCUGUGGAAUGCAUGCGACAGAAAUCGCAGACGGAGUAUUCUUGAAAGUGCUCAUAGAUGCCCAGAAAGAUCCGGAUCCCAACGACACCAUGAAUAGCCAUGACAACAAUCAACACGGGUUGCCGAGGGACCGCUACGGGUCCAAGGACAACCAUGGCAGGUCAAGGUCUCAUUCUCGAGGAAGGAGAGACAAGUACUCGCAGCAAUCUCCACGAUCUCCUCCGAGGUUCCAAGAGCGUCCAAGGGACAUGAGGGCUCAAGGGUACAGGGACGAGGAGAGGCCCUGGCACAGGGAUGAUGCGAGGGACAGAGAGAAGGACAGAGAACGAAACCGCGACCGUGAUCGUGAGCGAGACAGGGACAGAGAUCGGGACCGGGACCGGGACCGGGACCGGGAUCGUGACAGGGACAGGGACAGGGACAGGGACAGGGACAGGGACAGGGACAGGGACAAGGACAGGGACCGAGAUAAGGAAAGAGACAACAGAGACAGGGAUCGUGAUCGGAUCGAGAUCGUGAUAGAGAUCGUGACCGAGAUAGGGAUCGCUUCCGGGACAGGGACCGAGACCGAUCCUGGGAGGAAAGGGAUCGUCAUGGCAUGCGAGGGAGAGAGCAUCAUAGGGAUCGCGGAUAUUCGCACUCUCAGUCACCGAGGAUGUGAUCAAGACCCAGAGACUAAGGCACUCCUACCAGCCGAAAUUAUUAGAGAGCUUGAGAAAAACGAGGUCACAACAUACGCUCUCUAA
Guillardia theta CCMP2712 is the source of this 936-nucleotide messenger RNA. RefSeq lists its product as hypothetical. The coding region runs from base 1 to 936 and encodes 311 amino acids. Lineage: Eukaryota; Cryptophyceae; Pyrenomonadales; Geminigeraceae. The transcript has 6 exons. The record is from RefSeq and is a predicted model, not a curated record.